Molecule: messenger RNA, 651 nt
Organism: Cryptomeria japonica (Japanese cedar)
Lineage: Eukaryota; Viridiplantae; Streptophyta; Pinopsida; Cupressales; Cupressaceae
Product: putative UPF0481 protein At3g02645
Exons: 1
Coding region: 1-651 (216 amino acids)
Source: RefSeq, a predicted model, not a curated record
AUGGCAGCACCUGCAAGUGAAGAGCAACAACUAAUUUCAGAUGAAUGGACGGUGGAGGUCAAAAGUUUUCUGGAAGAAAGGAAGAGAGGUGUGACAGUUGUUAGAGCGAGUAUGCGGGUGCCAAGAGCUCUGAUUAAUGCGAAGUCGGAGGCAUACAUUCCUCAAAUGGUCUCUCUGGGUCCGUACCACCAUGACUCUCUGCAAGAGGAAUCCACGGGACCGUCCCACAAACGCCUCAAACAUCUUUCUCAGAUGGAUAUUUACAAGCUCAACUCUACAAUAGACGCAACAAAAAACAAGCCAGUCGAGGUCUUUUUCACACAAAUAAAAGAGAAAGCGUCAGAAUUUGAGCAGUUUUACGACUGGAAGAUCAACGACCAAGAAAAGUUUGGGUGGAUGAUGAUGGUAGACGCGCUAUUCCUCUACCAGUUUCUGAAAAAUGGGCUUCACCUUCUUCGACGGGAGGUGACUCUAAGACACGACGGGUAUGGUGAAAUUCUUACUCCUACACUCACAAGUAUCAGAUGUGAUAUUGUGAAGCUGGAAAAUCAGAUACCCUUUUCCCUUCUCAAACAAAUAGACAGUGAUCUGAAAUCCAAUACAGUUCAACCUUUUCUCAAGACCCAAAUAUCUCAUCUCUCUUGCUUUUGA